Messenger RNA from Cynoglossus semilaevis (tongue sole), 1867 nucleotides. RefSeq names its product ubiquitin-like domain containing CTD phosphatase 1 (gene ublcp1). The coding region runs from base 538 to 1500 and encodes 320 amino acids. Lineage: Eukaryota; Metazoa; Chordata; Actinopteri; Pleuronectiformes; Cynoglossidae. Gene Ontology annotation, cellular component: nucleus. The record is from RefSeq and is a predicted model, not a curated record. Gene Ontology annotation, molecular function: protein binding; protein serine/threonine phosphatase activity. The transcript is spliced from 11 exons. Gene Ontology annotation, biological process: regulation of proteasome assembly; protein dephosphorylation.
CAGUUACUACUGAGUUAUUACAAAUUGAUAUAUUUCCUGUUAUUUAAUUACAUACAAAGAAGAGAAAAAUGUUAGACCCUGCCUUAAGUUUUAUUGUUAAUUUUAUAAUUACUUUCUUAAGUUCGUAUAACACUUUUGGAAUCUACGUCUGUAAUAAUUAUAGUAACAAAGCUUUUUUCUCCUCCUACAUCAUUUCCGCUUUAAUUUAGGACGACCGGAAGUACGGUGUUCGCUUCUUCCAGACUAACUAGAAGUUCAUUCAUUCAUUCUUAGUUCUGGACGAAAUUUAACUGUGACUACUAAAAGUUCCAUGUUAAUUCCCUAAAGUCAGGUGUGUCGCUGUGAUUGGGGGACAUUUAACUUGCGUGCGUGACAGCAGACAGUAAAACACGCAGAUGAAAACAGUCGUGACGUCAGUGUCUCUCCGUUUUUAAGGUUUGUAUUUUAACACCUGUUCAUUUUCCAUUUCCAUUGUCUCUGUUUAGUGUGUCCUGUUUUUCUGUGAGUGUGUGAGUGCGUGCAUGUGUGUGAGCAGUCAUGUCAGUGUCAGUGAUCAUCAAGUGGGGAGGUCAGGAGUACUCCAUCAGCUCCCUGUCUGAGGAGGACACAGUACUGGAUCUGAAACAGUCCAUCAAGAGCCUGACCGGGGUCCUGCCGGAAAGACAGAAGCUGCUGGGACUAAAGGUCAAAGGUAAACCCGCAGAAGAUGAGGUGAAAUUAGGUUCUCUGAAGUUGAAGCCUAACACCAAGAUCAUGAUGAUGGGAACCAGAGAGGAGAGUCUGGAGGAUGUCUUAGCCCCUCCCCCCGAGAACGACGACGUCAUCAAUGACUUUGACAUUGAGGAGGAGGUGAUCAUAGUGGAGAACAGGGAGGAGAACUUGGCUAAAAUUGCCCGUAGAGUCAAAGACUAUAAGGUUGAGCAGAUGAAUCCUCCAAGAGAAGGGAAGAGGCUGCUGGUGUUGGAUGUGGAUUACACACUGUUUGAUCACAAAUCCUGUGCAGAGACAGGUUUGGAGCUGAUGAGACCUUAUCUUCACGAGUUCCUGACGUCAGCCUACGAGGAUUACGACAUAGUCAUUUGGUCUGCCACCAGCAUGAAGUGGAUCGAUGCCAAAAUGAAGGAGCUGGGGGUGACAGACAACCCCAACUACAAGAUCACGUUCAUGUUGGACAGUGCAGCCAUGAUCACAGUUCACACUCCAAAGAGAGGAGUUGUUGAGGUGAAGCCCUUAGGUGUCAUAUGGGGGAAGUAUGGAGAAUUUUACAACAGGAAGAACACGAUCAUGUUUGACGACAUUGGACGGAACUUCCUCAUGAACCCACAGAAUGGACUAAAGAUCCGACCCUUCAUGAAGGCUCACCUGAACAGAGAGAAGGACCGAGAGCUCUAUAAACUGGCUCAGUACCUUAAAGAAAUAGCCAAACUUGAAGACUUCAGUGGACUCAACCAUAAACACUGGGAAAGGUACCUAUCCAAGAAGCAGCAGCACCAGCACUGAGACUCUUCCUACAACCAGGACUGUGACUGGACGCCUCCAUCCCUCCGUCAUCAUGUUCUCAGGCUCAUCCUAAACUCACUGUGGUGAUUAACAGUUCAUUUCCAACUUCACUGCAGAUCCUGCAGCCAGAAACACACACACACACACACACACGCAGGGCUUCCAAGUUGAUACACGUGCUUGUCAUCUUCAUCUGACUCAUGAGCAGACUGAUUUUGGGUUUUUUUUUUUUUUUAAUCUUGUUUGCAUUUAACAACAACACAAACUUCAUCACUGUUUGUACUGAGUUUGUACUAAGACAUAGGAAGAGAAAGGGGGAGAUAAAGGGAGAGAGAGAGGGGGAGAGGCAGUCUCUGACCAGUGAAAU